Messenger RNA from Arvicanthis niloticus (Nile rat), 6096 nucleotides. NCBI's taxonomy places the organism in Eukaryota, Metazoa, Chordata, Mammalia, Rodentia, Muridae. The record is from RefSeq and is a predicted model, not a curated record.
UGGGUGGCUGCGUGGCUGCCUUGUUGGAGUCUGCUGGGCCGGCGCACAGAGGCGGCGGGAGUCCCGGAAUCCUAGCAGCCUCCUGUGACUGCAAAGGGGCAAUGCAGGCAGCGGGGAAAGAGGGGCGCCAGUAGCCCAGGGAUGAAGGAGAAGCUGGCUGCGAUGUUAGGGGCAUUAUUGUUAAAGAGAGUUGCAUGUAUACAGGCAGAGCGGAUUUAUUGACACCUUCCUUAAUGCACUUCUUUCAACUCUUGGUCUUACCUUUCCCCACCUCAACGGUGAGUAGGUGGGAGGCUGUGAGGGGAGUUGAGAACAGACAAUGCAGAAUAUCAUAAUCUCUAAAUAUUCCUUGAAGGCAUCCAUGCCCGAAUGAAUGGCACACUCCUUUUCAGAGUAACGCUUGCUGUUUGUCUGUGGUCUUAUGGUGGAUUUGUUUAAUCAUCUUAGGAUAUUUUUGGCUUCUUUCUUCUCACGUAUGCCUUAUAGCCUGGGUUCUAUUUUCUCUUAAUUUUAUUUUAUUUUUUUCAUUUCCCUGCUGUUGAGAGGUGAUGUGGUUAGAUUGAUAUUUGUUGUACUAGCAAAAUAAAUCAUCAAUCACUUAAGUGUUUGGUUAUUGGGUGAAAGGUGGUCUAGAUUUGAAUGAUAUUAUUUUUAAUUUUUAUAGCAGAAAGCAAAAAAAAUGGGCAUUUUUGAGAAAAAAAAUUAUCCCAUUUCUUAUGGAGUUGAUGGUUAAUGCAUUACUCUGAGUUAGUCUUUGUUGUGGCUGGUAUUUUUGCUGUUGUUAUGAAUUUGCUCUCCUUCUAAACCCAUGCAGCUUAUCAUUUUAGCUUUGUUUAGGUUUGCUGAAGUUGUUUUUCUUCUUCUCACAAUCUUUAAUCCUUUAUGUAUCCCAUAUAUUCUGCCGAAGCAAAUUAUGCACCAAAAUAUUUGAACUGAUGUAGUGAUUUUGAAGCAACAUAGCGAGUAAACUCAUGCAGAGUGGGAAAUAGUAAACAACCUUAUUUACAAACCAGACAAUUUGGGUGCAUUCAGUUUCUAGACAUCAAAUCAAGAUGCCUGCACUGGCAGAGGAUGGAAGAGGAAGAAAAUUUCAAAUUGAAGCUUCCUAUUCCAUAAUCCUCUUAGGCAUUAGCCUAAGGAAUGCACAAUCAAGACCUGAUUUUGUAUUUUGGAAAGCAGGUUUGGAUGUUUGCACCGUUACCAAGAACAGAUUGCCCAAACAACUCUGUUCACACACUUAUGGCUAGGUAUUGGCAAUAUAUGCUCUUGGUGUGGUUUUUACAAAAGCUUCAAGAAAAAUGUCUCCACGAUACGUUAUUGUAGGGAUCAUUUUCCUUACUUCUUUAUAACCUGUAAAGCUUCCUUCUGCAUGUAGGACAAAGUUUAAGCAUCUUAGCGGUCACUGGGUCACUGUCUGGCCCCAGGUUAAUUAUUGCAACCUUAUCUCCACAAAUGUUCCUGCCUUCUGUUCCAACUAGGUCAGCUUCCUGCCGCUCAAAUGUAUUUGUGUGAUUUUGCCUCAUCUUCACUCAAGGUUCUUGGAAUGCAUGAGGUUUUCCAAGAAGCUGGUUCCAUAAUCCAUAGCAGGCUCCUGUUUCUUUGAAUUCCUGGAUACUUAUUGUAGUUGCUACUUAUUUGACAGUGCUGGCUUUGUUUUCUCUUUAUGUUUGUGCCUUGUUCUCCCUGAGGAUAUGAAGAGCCACUUUAAAGACCUUUCCAGAAAUCGUUUUACAGAAAUUCCUUCAGAUGUGUGGUUAUUUGCACCACUUGAAACAUUAAACUUAUAUCAUAAUUGCAUCAAAACCAUUCCUGAAGCCAUUAAGAAUUUGCAGAUGUUAACAUACCUUAACAUCAGUCGAAAUCUUCUGUCAACAUUGCCAAAAUACCUGUUUGACCUUCCUCUUAAAGUUUUGGUUGUCAGCAAUAAUAAACUCGUAUCCAUUCCAGAAGAAAUUGGAAAAUUAAAAGAUUUGAUGGAGUUGGACAUUAGCUGCAAUGAGAUUCAGGUCCUUCCUCAACAAAUGGGAAAAUUACAUUCACUUAAAGAGCUAAAUAUAAGAAGAAAUAAUCUUCAUGUUUUGCCAGAUGAAUUAGGAGAUCUCCCUUUAGUCAAGUUGGAUUUCUCCUGUAAUAAAGUGACUGAAAUUCCUGUUUGCUAUAGGAAGCUGCAUCAUUUACAAGUAAUAAUUUUGGAUAACAAUCCAUUGCAAGUACCACCAGCACAGAUAUGCUUAAAGGGUAAAGUACACAUAUUUAAGUACUUAAAUAUACAAGCUUGUUGUAGAAUGGAUAAGAAACCAGACUCCCUGGAUCUCCCAUCUCUGAAUAAAAGAAUGCCUUCUCAGCCUCUUACAGACAGCAUGGAAGAUUUUUAUCCAAAUAAAAAUCAUGGCCCUGACUCUGGAAUUGGAAGUGAUAAUGGCGAGAAGCGAUUGUCUACAACGGAACCAUCAGAUGAUGACACAAUCAGUCUUCACUCUCAAGUCUCAGAAUCGAAUAGAGAGCAAACAUCAAGAAAUGACAGUCAUAUAACAGGAAGCAAGCCUGAUUCUCAGAAAGACCAGGAGGUGUAUGAUUUUAUUGACCCCAACACGGAAGACGUAGCAGUUCCUGAACAAGGCGAUACACAUAUUGGAUCAUUUGUUUCUUUCCUUAAGGGGAAAGAAAAGUGCUCUGAAAAAUCUCAGAAAAAUGAAGAACCAGCAAAUGAAAAAAAACUUGACAAAGAACAGUUACUUCCAGAGGAAGAAGAUGAUGAUUUGAAAGAAGUAACUGAUUUGAGGAAGAUAGCGGCUCAGUUACUGAAGCAAGAGCAGAAGAACAGUGUCUCAGCAGAUGAAGGAAAUUCACCGUUAUCACCUCUUGCAUGGCAGCCAUUAGAAAAUCAGAAGGAUCAAAUAGUUGAUCAACAAUGGCCAGAAUCUCAGCCUAUAAUCUGGCAAAAUGAAGAGAGGAGACGGAGCAAGCAGCUCAGAAAAGAAUAUUUCAAGUACAAAUCGACAAGGAAGAAUUCAAGCAGCAAUGAGAAUGAGGAGGAAUAUGACAGAUCUGAUGGUUUUUCACAUGGUCCCUUUGGCUUGAAGCCUAGAUCAGCCUUCAGCCGUGCAUCUCGUCAAGAAUAUGGGGCAGCCGAUCCAGGUUUUACAAUGAGAAGAAAGAUGGAGCAUUUAAGGGAAGAGCGGGAACAGAUACGGCAGCUUCGCAAUAAUCUUGAAUCCAGAUUAAAAGUCAUUUUGCCUGAUGACAUAGGAGCCGCACUAAUGGACGGAGUUGUUCUUUGCCAUUUGGCCAAUCACAUAAGGCCACGCUCUGUAGCUAGCAUUCAUGUACCGUCACCUGCAGUGCCCAAGCUGAGCAUGGCAAAAUGUCGAAGAAACGUAGAAAAUUUUCUUGAUGCCUGCAAAAAGUUGGGUGUUUCGCAGGAGAGACUCUGCUUGCCUCACCAUAUUUUGGAAGAGCGAGGUCUUGUGAAAGUUGGUGUCACAGUUCAGGCCCUCCUUGAAUUACCUACUACAAAGGCAUCUCAGCUUUCUAUGGCUUGAUGUAACAUUAAAAACAUUAUACGUGUAUAAUUUCAUGUAUUUGAAAUGCUUUCAGAUAUCUCAAAAUCCUGAAGAAGAAUGUCCAGUAAAAGCAGUUUGCCUUAGGUUUCUUUUGUUUUUUAAAUUUCAAUAAGAUGUCAGAUAUAAAUUCUGCGUUGUCCAAGCAAUUUUUGGAGAAAAAUUGGAUUAAUUUAAUAAGAGUUUUUGAUAAAUUAAAAUUCUUUUAUUUUGUGACUCAGUAACCUUGAUGAAUUUUCAGAAUGCAAAUUGAUACAAAAUUGAAAACAAACUUUCAAUUUAACAAUUACAUUAAGUUGAAUAUUUUUUUUACAUCACUGUAUACUAGUAAACAUCUAGGUAAAGUAAUCAUAUUUUAGGAAAACAAUUCUAUAUUUGAGUUAUUUCAUACACUUCUAGCUUAGACACAACCUCUUCAAUAUUUUGUCUUUGUUUCCUAGCAAAAAUGAGUAGAAAAAUCAAAACCCUGGCAUUAUUCAAUUCUUUUAGUAUUAUCAGUUGGUGCCAAAAUAUUUUCAGUUAUACUGUAGGUUGUUUACAUGUGAAGUGCCUGUGUAAUGAAUCUUGAAUAGUCUUAAGCAUUUUUGCAAUUUCUUUUUAUGUAUUAAUAGAAUCAAUGGAAUUUUUAAAUAUUUUGGUAGGUUUGUAUGGUCAGUCAUAUGUGAGGAUUUAAAUGUGCCUCACAUUGGUGGUUUCUUAGUUAAUCCAUUGCAGUUUCCCUUGAAUUGGUUAUUUCAUGUUGUCAAAAAUGUUAAUAUGCUUAAUUUAUGCUAUUUAAUUUUGCAAAACCAUAAUCAUUGUUUAAAUCACUUUAUCUGAAGAGUAUUUUAUUUCUAUGUUGAGAACGUUACACAAAACAGUAAGGCUUUGGAAAGCAAGGGAAGUAGUAAUUGUCAAGGACGUUUGAUGCAUCUGUUAUGGGUUCAUAGCUCAACUUAGCGGAACAUUCAGUCCAUCAGUGCUGCCUUCCAUAUUCAGAAAGUGGCCAUUAAGAAACAGGUUUUGAUUUAAAAGCUGGCCCUUUCUGGAGCAUGUAUACCUUAUGGUCCUCAAGUAACUUGAUGUUGAAUUAACACAGUCAGGUUCAUAGCAUAGUACGUUCAAUAAAGUCCUUGCUUGAUUUGGAGAUGGAUAAACUUAUGGUGAUACUAGUGCAGGAAUUUUUCCAAAACAUUACUGUGAUGACAAACUCAGUUUCCUCUAGAAGAGCCUUUGUAGUCACUUUUGUAGUAGCCAAGCAAAUAUCAUUUCUUAACUGUGUGAUUAUUUGCACUUAUUACCUCUUAAUAUGGAUGCAACUUAGUAAAAAUGUUGGUCUAGGAUAUUUCGAAGGACAUUUAUAACAUGUAAAAUGUCAUGUGCCAAAUACUAUGGUAAAGAUUGGUUUUAGAACUAAAUCUACUUUUUUUUUGGUCAGGCAUUCUGAAGCCAUACAUUUCGAUCUUGGCUUCGGAGUACAGAUGUGUUUUUACAUUCCCCACAAGUCAAAUUGGAACUAAUAAAGAGUCAAAGCUUUUUAUACUGUAACUUUUAAGAAUUAAAUUAUUAAUAAUUUAUUAUUUAAAUAUUUGAUCAAAUUAGUUAUAACUAAAUAGUUGGAUCUGAAAAUAUCCCCAAUGACAUAAUGAAACUCAUUAGUGAAAAUUUGGAUAACAUAGGUAAUUUAGUAAGUACCUUAGUCGAUGAAUUUUUAACCUUGACAGUUGACAUCAUUACAAAUUUAAAAACUUUUAACAACCAAAACAAUCAUUCUUACUUCUCUUAUGGUUAUUGUGUUAUAGAAUUGCUCUUAUUACUUAAUCUUGUAUUACUUUCCAAGUAGUUUCGUGCUUUCUUAUUAUUGAAAUAGUUGUGAAUUUUUAAACAAUUCUUUUACUACAUUUCACUUGUCAGUUAACUAUUACCUUAAAGAGAAAACACACCAGAACUUUGGUGCUCCUUCUUUAUAACAAAUACGAAUUGUUUUCAAAAUGGGUCUCCUUGAGGUCCUUAGCACAGCAGUUCAACUAUUAGUGUGCCAAAAGGCGAUAAGAACAUCACUUCUAAGGCAGUUUUUCAGCAUAGUCCACAACAACAAAUUUAUACCAAGACCCUGACAUAUUUGUUAGUAGUUGUUAAGUGUAAAUUUUAUGCUAAAUGUUUUUAUGACAUAUAUUUACUUCAUCAAUUAUUGAUUUAAGAAUCAUUAACAUUAUUUGGAUGGUUUUGUGAUUUGAGGAGGAUUGAAUAAUCAAAGAAUAUUUUAUUGGCCCAAAAUAUCAUUAGAUAGCUACUUCUGUUAAACUUUAUGACCAUAUGGCACAAGAAAGAAGUGAUGUUGGAUAUGUUUGAAUUGAAAUGAGUAAAAAUGCAUAACCAUUUGUUUAAUAAUUAUCUUUAUAGAAUGCUAGUUUAAUGACUUUUCUAACUGAAUUUUUGAAGAAUUCAGAAAUGUUUGUAUUAGUCACAGAUUUAUCAUAAUUGAUUUUCUGAUGCAUUUAAAAAUAAAUGGAACACUAAAUGUAUAUUACCGAUGCAAACUGUGGAUAAAAUUGAA